This is a messenger RNA of Dermatophagoides farinae (American house dust mite), 974 nucleotides long. The record is from RefSeq and is a predicted model, not a curated record. Lineage: Eukaryota; Metazoa; Arthropoda; Arachnida; Sarcoptiformes; Pyroglyphidae.
UUUUUUUUUUUAAUUUAUUUGAUUUUCAGAUUUUCUUUUUUAUCAUUUUUGCCAUUUACAGUAUUCUUCUUGUAAUAUUUUCAUUGCAAUUCACUUUUCUGACUAUAUUCGACCAGAAUUCCUGUUUUGAUUAUAUCAAAAUGUCAUCACUUGAAGAUCCAACCGUUUUAGAAUAUUAUAUGUUUGAACAUGAUAAACAUAUGUUUUCAUCACAAAGUGGUAAACAACGAACAAAAAAAGAAGCUGAACAACAUACAAAUCGUUUUGAUCCGAAUGGCCAUUCACGAAAAAUCAGUGAAAAACUUCGUAAUUCUGAACAGAAAAAGAAAUUGGAAAAUUUAAAACCAAAACCACGUACACGUAAAGAUUCGAUCGAAUCAGAUGAAACGGACGAAUAAAUAAUGAUCUAUAUAUAAACAAGGAUUGAUAUAAUCGUGGAAUCGGAUAUUGAUCCAUUUUGAUCAGGGAUCGAUCUGGUAUCCGUAUGAUUGAUAUCUAUUUUUCUUUUUUGGUCUAAUUUGGUAUGGUAUGGCUGCUCUCUUAAUCUAAUCGGUCUUUAUAUCUGGCAAGUUUGUCUCUUUUUUUGUGGUACUAAUUUUUUUCCAAACAUUCAAUUGCAUCACGUUUGUCUGGUUUAUGCAUGGCAUGUUUUGUAUCCACACUCUCAUCAUCACUUAUUAUUGGUAUAUUUGACAUGAGAAAAAAACAAAAAAAAAUUUUCAUCUUUGAAAUUUGGACUGAAAUUUGUCGAAUGAAAAACAACAAAACAACAACAACAUUUGAAAAAAAAACAAUUCUGAUUUCUUAUUAUAAAAAACAGACAAACCGAGCAAUCGAUCUGAUAUGAUUGAUAUUAUAUUGUAUUUGUUGUUGAUUGAUUAAUCAUUAUAUAUUCAACAAAAGAAUUGUAAUGGCUUGAAUUUGAUUGUAUAUGAUCAGAAUGAAAAAAAAAAAAAAAAAUGAUUAAAAAAAUU